Cynoglossus semilaevis (tongue sole) is the source of this 1440-nucleotide messenger RNA. RefSeq lists its product as uncharacterized. The transcript has 4 exons. Bases 124 to 1377 code for a protein of 417 amino acids. NCBI's taxonomy places the organism in Eukaryota, Metazoa, Chordata, Actinopteri, Pleuronectiformes, Cynoglossidae. The record is from RefSeq and is a predicted model, not a curated record.
ACAAUCACAAUCAGCAGCCAUCAAUAAAUGCUGCCUGUCAGCUGGGCUCUCACACACGUGGGCACAGCAGUAGCUGCAGGGCAGGAAGGCUACUGUUGGUCGGACCUUUAGCUCACACUAGGCAUGGCUCGUGGAAUUCAUUUGGGGUUUUUGCUGAUUUGUUUAAUUCAAGCAGAGCAUGUACGCUGUUCGUGGGCGACAGAAAGUCAGAGCUCCCCGAGACAAUACGGCAACACAUAUGCUGGCUCGUCACAAAUGAACCGUGGGCUUUCUAGACUUCAUGACAACGAUCCCCAGAAUAAAUUCAGACAGGCCUCCAUUUCUCCGCGCUCGGCCCAGAGCAGUAGCUUCAACCCGACGCCUGUUCUCGGCAGCGCUUACGAUCAAGGAUAUUCUAAGACCAACCAAAUGCAAACUGUGUCACAGCCACCGCGUGGUGGUCAUUCAGUCAGAUACCUCCAGAGCAGCACGCUGUUUAAACACAACGGGGCAACUGCUGCCCCAACUGAGGUUAAGUUGAGCCCAAAGGUGCACAAGAAACCGUUUCCAGGCCUCUCCACUGGCGUCGCUAGUGCAAGUUCAGUGGCCAAGUACAAUUCAAACCAGGACAGUUUCGUUCACGUCAGGCCCAGGAAUCAGCAGCAGGGUACUCGGCGUAGCGGUCAGUAUCCGUCCAGCAGCGCUGCAUCUGUUCGAAGUCCUUCCAGGGAAGUGUCGGCCUCCCACCAGUCUGCUGCACUGAGGCCUCCCACUACUGCCGCCACCAGGACUCUGCCCACCCGCGUGCGCGGCAGCCAGGUCCCAUCUGCACCGUCGUCCAAGUUCUUCAGGGGGACCUCCGCCACGGUCCGAGCACGCCGAGUGUCCUCGCCCGGCACCUCUGCGUCCAAACCCUCCCGCUUCUCCCCUGCACAGAAUGGCAGAUCCAGGAAUGAGCCCAGCCAGAGGUACAGGAGCAGCUUCUUUCCUGUGGUCGAAGGAGCUGCCAAAGGAAGCUACAAACGCACUCCAGGUGCAGCCUAUCCCCAGACGCCUGCGUUUGGGCCUAGAAGUUUCCAAGAACCAACGACCCAGAGUUUCUACCAGCGACCCAGUCAUGCAGCUGCUCCACAGAACCAGAACCAGUGGAACAACAGGCCACGGCAGAGUGGGGGAAGCUCUUUGACGGGACGAGUGCCGACAAAAAUCCUCAGCAUCCCUCAGAGCUUUGGUGGCUCUCCUAUCAGGCGUCUGAAAAAAACAGCCGAGCCGAAGGUAGCUGGUGUCCAGAAACCACAGCAGAAGCAGACGGAGCCUUCACAGCAGACCGCACCGUACAACCCACAGGGUCGAGGCGUUCCUAAGAGGAGCAGAUGGGUGAAAGUCAGAGUUGGCUAGAAAGAUGCAGCAGAAUGAUCUGAAUGUGACGCAGUGUAAAAUAAAUUAUUUAUUUAAAUCGGA